Messenger RNA from Rodentolepis nana, 1452 nucleotides. The record is from the annotation of a GenBank genome assembly. NCBI's taxonomy places the organism in Eukaryota, Metazoa, Platyhelminthes, Cestoda, Cyclophyllidea, Hymenolepididae.
AUGGGCUCUAGAGAAGACAAUAUUUUGCCUAACCUCCAGGCUGGUGGACUUACUGUUGGAUCCCUAACUGAGGAAGAAUAUCGCCAGUGGAUCGAGGUUACCUUUAAGCCAAUGUUUGAUCCCUACGAGCAUAUGAAAGGGGUUCCAUGCCGUGAACUGCUCAAUAGAUUUCAAUACAAUACAUACGACCUUCCUAGGAGUCGAAGAAAUGAUUUGAUGUUAUUCUUGGAUGCUAAUCGAGAUGGUAGAACAACAUAUCAGGAAUUCUACAAGGCUUUGGUACAUAAACGCUAUAUCGACCUUCCGUUGUAUCAAAGAAUAGCUAUUCGGGCCAUGCUUGCUGCGAAUCCAGGUAUGCGAUUGGCUGCUGCUCAAACCAAUGCGAUCAAACAUCUUCAAAUGCUCAAUUCCAUUGGCCAAGCAGGCGAAUUGAGAUUUGGAGUGGCUUCUAACCUAACGGCCACUGAUUGCCUCCCAAACGCCAUCACUGGUUACUCUGGCGACAGGGUGAGUGGUGGUAAGUUUCAGCUGGAGCCCGAUGGAGUAUGGCCAACGUCAAGGAAACAUCGUUGUAAGCGACAUCUAAAUGAUACUGCAUUGGCAAUCGUAGAGGAAGAAUAUAUACCCGAAUUAUAUCUGAAAUCAUUCAAAAUUCUUCCUCCCCCAAUCGUAUGCCCUGUAAUUGUUUUAAUACAGAUAGCGAUAUUUAUCUACUAUGCCGUAGAAUUAAAUAAAAGAGCAGGAGCUGAACCAGGAAAUACAUUAACUUUUGCGACUGGAUUCCCGUAUUUUUCACCACUCAUAUUCGAUCCACGCAAGCGCAAAGAGGUGUGGAGAUUCUUUUCAUACAUGCUAGUUCAUGAGGGCAUUUUCCACAUCAUCUUCAACUCCUUGAUGACAUUGAUUCUUGGCACACUCAUGGAGUGGGUGCAUGGCUCCUGGAGAAUAGCAGUACUCUACCUCUCUGGGGUGCUGGCUGGUUCAUUAGCGACAUCCGUUUGGGAUUGCACAACAAUUGCAGUCGGUGCUUCGGGUGGGGUGUUUGCUGUAAUUGGCGCCUAUUUUGCUCUUGCAGCGAUCAACUGGGAGGAACUUAAGCACGAUCACUACGCGCUUUUCACUGCCUCCACAGUGAAAGAUAAGGUUGUGGCAUUUAUGGCCUCGGGAAUUAGUCGAAUCUUUGCGAUUCUUCUAUUCAGCGGUAUCGACCUUGGAAUUUCAUUCUAUGAACGCUAUAGUCUCCCAGAGGCUCCACUGCAUGUGACCUUCACGCCCACAAUAGCGGGUCCCAUUGCGGGAGUUCUAGUGGGCGUUCCGCUGCUAAGAGAACUGAAUCAGAGACCGUGGUAUCGAAUAGUUUUCUGGGCUUGUCUCUCUGUUUCUCUUGCUCUUUUCACCUUCGCUGUCUUCUGGAAUAUUUUCUGGCCUGGAUAUCCUCCGCAACUUGUUUAA